AUGACGACUAUUGUGGAGAGAACUUCUCAAGGGAUCAUUUACAGGGCUGCGAAGGAGUAUCCGAUUCCGGAUUUGGAUGUGUUGAGUUUACUAUUUGACUCCCCCCACACCUCCGCCAAACCAGACACCCCAAUCCACAUCUCCGCGGCGAACCCCUCGCACAUCCUUACCGUCGCCCGCGCUCGCCUCCUGACUGAAGCCACUGCCGCAGCUCUCCGGAACCAUUUCUCCAUUGGCGCAUCAGGCCCUAACCGGGACGUCGUCUCGGUCAUGUCCACAGGGCACCACCUACUUCCUGUGCUGGUGUACGCCGCUAUUGCGGCUGGGGGCGUCUUUUCGGCCGCUAGCUCAGCUAGCACAUCGAAGGAGCUUAGUGCGCAGAUCAAAGAGGCUGGGAGUAAGGUGCUAUGUUGCGUUGAAGCUACUAAGGAAGUGGCGGUGCAAGCGGCGGAGUUGGCCGGGUGGGGGGAGAAUGGUGGUGGACGGGUUCUGGUUAUGGGUGAGGGAGAGACGUGGGGUUUGAAGGCUGUGGAGAAGGGAGGGGAGUUGGGGAAGGAGCUGGUGGAUGAAGGGAGUAGGUUGCCGUGGGAGAAGAUUACGGAUCCAGCGGCUUUGGAUGAGAGUAUGAUUGUGUUGAUUUAUUCGAGUGGGACGACGGGACUACCGAAAGGCGUGCGAUUAUCCCAUCGAAACCUCGUCGCUGAAGCUGUCAUACCCGGGGACAUGUUUAAGCAGUACAUGGUCCAGAACAAACCAGACUUCAAAUACUCAACGCUCGCCCAUCUACCCACCGCUCACAUUGCCGGCAUACAGGGAUACUUCAUCAACCCCUUCUACAUGGGCGGGCCAACCUACUGGAUGCCCAAAUUCUCGUUCUCAGAGUUUCUAGAAUACAACAAGAAAUACCAAAUAACAUUCUUCUUCACCGUCCCACCCAUCUACCUCCUCAUCGCCAAAUCCCCCGCCGUAACCGACCACUUCGACUCCCUUGAAGUCGCCAUCAGCGGCGCCGCGCCGCUCGGAAAGGAGCUCCAACACGCCGCCAGCCAGAAGCUCAGCCGCGGCAAGACCUUCAUCAGCCAGACCUGGGGCCUCUCCGAGACGACCGGCUCCGCAACCGUAAUGCCCUUCGGCAUGAACGACGACACAGGCAGCGUGUCCCCCCUCAUCCCUAGCAUGCUCGCGAGAAUAGUCGACGAGGACGGCCGCGACGUCGAGCCCGGGAAGCCCGGCGAAGUCCUCGUGAAAGGCCCCGUCGUGGCGAAAGGGUACCAUAACAACGAAGCCGCGGACAAGGAGGCCUUCGUCGACGGCUGGUUCUGCACAGGUGAUAUUGGCGAGUUUCGCAACGGGCUCUUCUACAUCGUCGACCGCAAGAAAGAGCUCAUUAAGUACAAGGGGCUUCAAGUAGCACCCGCUGAGCUAGAAGCUCUGCUCGUGAGUCAUCCCGAUGUCCUUGAUGCCGCGGUUAUUGGGGUAGACAGCGACGACGGCACGAACGAGGUUCCGCGCGCGUACGUGGUGGCGGACGAGAAGAAGAUUAGUGCGGAGAAGAUUAUGUCGUGGGUUAAGGAGAAUGUGGCCAGCCACAAGCAGCUGAGAGGCGGUGUGGUUUUCCUGGAUGCGAUUCCAAAGAGUCCGGCUGGGAAGAUUUUGAGGAAGGAUUUGAGGGCGCUGGUGAAGAGGGAGCAGGGGGCGAAGCUGUGA
Mytilinidion resinicola is the source of this 1707-nucleotide messenger RNA. RefSeq names its product 4-coumarate-CoA ligase-like protein. The record is from RefSeq and is a predicted model, not a curated record. The coding region runs from base 1 to 1707 and encodes 568 amino acids. NCBI's taxonomy places the organism in Eukaryota, Fungi, Ascomycota, Dothideomycetes, Mytilinidiales, Mytilinidiaceae. Gene Ontology annotation, molecular function: CoA-ligase activity. Gene Ontology annotation, biological process: secondary metabolic process. The transcript is spliced from 4 exons.